GAGAGGAGGUCCCUAGAAAAGGAAAAGUAGCUGUGAUUGCAAGUUACCAAGUCCAGGAUUUAUAUCACUGUACUGAGCUCUCUCUAUCCCAGGAUGGGGACCCUUACGAGUUGCCCUCUACUUCUCCUGCUUCUGGCGACCGCCCUGGCCCCGACCCAAGCGGGCAAGAGCUCACACUCGCUGCGGUAUUUCGCCACUGCCAUAUCCAGGCCAGGCUUCGGGGAGCCUCGGUUCACCGCCGUGGGUUACGUGGACGACACACAGUUCAUGCGCUUCGACAGCGACUCUGAGAAUCCCAGGGCCGAGCCAUGCAAGCCAUGGGUGGAACAGAUGGAGCCCGAAUAUUGGGAGCAGGAGACGCGGAAAUUCAAGGAGCACACCCAGAAUUUCCGAACUUGCCUUUACAACCUACUCCACCUGUAUAACCAGAGUCAGGACGGUCCCCACACAAUCCAGGAUAUGCACGGAUGCUACGUGGGACCAGAUGGUCAGUUCCUACACGGGCACUAUCAACAUGCCUAUGAUGGCCACGAUUACAUCACCCUGAACGAGGACCUGAGCUCCUGGACCGCAGCAGAUGCAGUGGCUCAGAUCACUCAACACAAAUGGGAGGAGGCUGGAGUGGCAGAGGAAUACAAGGCCUACCUAGAGGGCACAUGCGUGGAGACACUCCACAGAUUGUUGGAGGAAGCUCAGCAACACUCAGACCCCCCAAAUACACAUGUGACCCGUCACCCCAGACCUGAAGGUGAUGUCACCCUGAGGUGCUGGGCCCUGGGCUUCUACCCUGCUGACAUCACCCUGACCUGGCAGUUGAAUGGGGAGGAGCUGACCCAGGACAUGGAGCUUGUGGAGACCAGGCCUGCAGGGGAUGGAACCUUCCAGAAGUGGGCAGCUGUGGUGGUGCCUCUUGGGAAGGAGCAGAAUUACACAUGCCAUGUGCACCAUGAGGGGCUGCCUGAGCCACUCACCCUGAGAUGGGAGCCUCUUCCAUCCACCGACUCUAACAUGGUAAUCAUUGCUGCUCUGGUUGUCUUUGGAGCUGUGAUCAUCAUUGGAGCUGUGGUGGCUUUUAUGAUGAAGAGGAGAAACACAGGUGGAAAAGGAGGGGUCUAUUGUUGGGAGCCGCGCCCACAUUCGCCGUUACAAGAUGGCGCUGACAGCUGUGUUCUAAGUGGUAAACAAAUAAUCUGCGCAUGUGCCAAGGGUAUCUUAUGACUACUUGUGCUCUGCCUUCCCCGUGACGUCAACUCGGCCGAUGGGCUGCAGCCAAUCAGGGAGUGACACGUCCGAGGCGAAGGAGAAUGCUCCUUAAGAGGGACGGGGUUUCGUUUUCUCUCUCUCUUGCUUCUUGCUCUCUUGCUUCUUGCUCUCUUGCUUCCUGCACCCUGGCUCCUGAAGAUGUAAGAAAUAAAGCUUUGCCGCAG
Mus musculus (house mouse) is the source of this 1427-nucleotide messenger RNA. RefSeq names its product histocompatibility 2, T region locus 27 (gene H2-T27). The coding region runs from base 94 to 1218 and encodes 374 amino acids. NCBI's taxonomy places the organism in Eukaryota, Metazoa, Chordata, Mammalia, Rodentia, Muridae. The transcript has 6 exons. The record is from RefSeq and is marked validated.